AUGAUAACUCCAAAGGUUUGGUUUAAACUUGUGAAUCCUACAGAUAACUGGGCUAAAGUUUCGUUAGAGGAAGUUGAAGGUGUGUACGAUCUUAAGAAAAAAAUGAAAAUCGAAAUGGCUCCAAAACUCGAUACUUUCACUUCGUCAAGUCUCAUUCUCAAAGCAACACAUAAUAAUGACAAUCCAAAUGAGGCAGUAGAGCUACAUGAGAAAGAGGAACUUUUUUCUGUCCUAAGGCGAUUCAAUAUUGAGGCAACGAAUGUUAAAGAUUCUUUCGCAAGGAAUAUUCUGUUGUUCGUUAUUGCUUCGCCUG
Messenger RNA from Funneliformis geosporum, 313 nucleotides. The record is from the annotation of a GenBank genome assembly. Lineage: Eukaryota; Fungi; Glomeromycota; Glomeromycetes; Glomerales; Glomeraceae.